Messenger RNA from Moneuplotes crassus, 1002 nucleotides. Lineage: Eukaryota; Ciliophora; Spirotrichea; Euplotida; Euplotidae. The record is from the annotation of a GenBank genome assembly.
CUAAUAUUAGGCACAUGGAGAAAUUCCAAUUUGGAAAGAGGUCCCACUCAAGCAGCAAUCCCGUGAACUUUGAGGAAAUGCAAAGGUUUAUUAAAAGGCACCAAAUAGAAAUGGACUUAAUUUCAAAAAUCCCCUUCAAUGACCUAUCCAGCCCACAAAAGUUCAUAAAUAGCUUCCCAGAAUACAAAUCAAAACUCAUCCAGAAGCUAAAAUUACUCAAUUCAAAAGACAAGAAGCCUAAUACCUUAAAUCAAGAGGCUUUCAAGCCUGAGUGAAGCCCUGCUGCCGACUUGGACAUGAGCUUCAGAAUACAGAAGAAAGUCACUAUAGAGAAAUGGAAUGAUGGGAGUACCAGAAACCCGCAAGAAACUAGUUAUCCUAAUGAGAGAUCAAUGACAAUGAAGCCGAAGAAAAUAAGUAGCAAGAGAUAUAAAAUGCCAAAGCGUUUAGUUAGGCUGACGAAGUUGAAUGAUCUUAGCAAGAAGAAUUUAAGCAUCAGCCUUCCAAGAAAUAUCUUAGAAGCAAAAGAGACCAGAAAUAGAUGCCUGAAGGCUAAGACUAAUCGAAAAGCUUCUUCACCUAUGUAUCUCAAGAAGAAAAUGAUCAAUAUUCUUAAUUUAGAUGGGGUUAAGAGAAGUCCUCAGAAACCAAAAUAUCAAAAAUUAAAGCUAGGCAGUAUGAACAAUAGUCUUAUUUGGAGUAAUAAAGGUAGUAGAGGUUCGAUCUUCCGCACCUCACGUGUUCAAGAGAAAUACCUUGCAACAGAAGUUUCAACGACCAAGAGUAGAGGUCAGAGUCCUUUUUGAGGAAUAAAAUCCCUAAAGAAAGCUCUUCCUUUCAGAAAGCACAACAAAAAUAGUAGUGCUAUUGGCCUUCUGCCUAACAUAUUUGUCUAAUGUCAUCUUUAAGAAGUGGUUCGUGACAGGUAUAGGUUGAGGAUUAGACAAUUCAAGCAUGAAAUCCUUAGAAUCCACUAAGAUUUGGACAUAUUUUCAAUAUCCU